Symbiodinium necroappetens is the source of this 4357-nucleotide messenger RNA. The record is from the annotation of a GenBank genome assembly. NCBI's taxonomy places the organism in Eukaryota, Dinophyceae, Suessiales, Symbiodiniaceae.
GUGGCUGCCGCAAGACUCCGUGCUCGUUCGCUUCGUGGAUGACCCGACGCUUUUGCACUAUAGGCUUGUGCUGCUUUGCCAAGGCGGGGACCGUUGCCUGGUGGCCACGCCAGAUCGAGACAUAAACGAUGUGCUCUUGGUCGAAGGCGAGGUGUUCUCGGAGGUGAGGCGGAUGCAACUUGGGCGGCUCCCUCGUGGCGUUCGUGAGGGGGAGACUUAUCUUCCGAGACAUAGUCCUGAUGGCGAGUUUAGCCCGGAUGAGAUUCUUCAGCUGCACCUGGUGGCACAGAAGCGUGUGCGAGAUGAAGGGCGACGAGUGCGGAUCUCCGGUAAAGUUGGGCCCGAGGGCAUUGACUUUUUGCCUAGUGAAAGGGCGAAGGUGAAGGCCGCGCCGAUGCCGGAAACUCGCACUGAGCAGCCCAAUGAGUCUUCGGGCUUCGUUUGGCUUCUGGCUUUUUCUUCGAGCAAACCCUCGGCCGCAGGAGAAGAGCUAGUCCUUCCUGCCGGGGUGGAUGUACUUACAGUGGGCGGGGAGAAGUACGCACUUUUCUUGAGCGAGGAUGCUAGCCAGGGGGUGGUGUUGGCUCGCCGCUUUGCACGAGAAAGCGUGGAGGCAGGGCGAGCGCUUUUGAAGUCCACAGGCUCCGGGAGCUCGAGCAGGGAUGUUCGAGUUCUUCCUGUUCUUUACGAUGUUGGUGAUGAACGCUGGCGCACUCUCCAGGAGGCCAUCGGCGAGAUUGAAGAGGUCGAGUUUGAAGAUUUUCCUUUACAAGGUCCAAGGACGAUGUUCAGAGAUCUUCGGCAACUACGCCGUUCCGGGCUCGACUUUCUGCUGCGUCACGAGGCUUGGCUUAAGAAGUCCGGUGUGCGCACAACGGACCGCUCGGUGCACGAGCACGCGAGUAUAUGCCGGGCCCUCAACUGGAUGCUAUCAUACGACCAAUUGAAUCUCGCGGCCUUGGCCAGCGCGGAGGCGCUAAACAGGCGCCGCACUUUAAUUGAGUUUGCGCAUCAAGGCAGACCGGAAGCGCCCAGCUACGAAGGAGCUGAGGACUUCUUAGGAGUCCGCGAGAGCGCGGACGGGUCCAUCAUAGACCCGGCCCUGACGCAACACGCUGCGAGGAGGGCUGCAUCGAAAGCCGAGGUGUUGAAGCAACAGAGGCUGGCCUCCGAGGAGAAGAAGCAUCGACGGCGCCUGGUUACCGGCGACGAGGAUGGGGAUGCAAUCGAGAAGCCGAAGCCGAAGGCCAAGAUCAAGCCAGGAGGGCUCAGCAGAGAGUGGGACUUCGACAUUUUGCGCUGCGAAGGGCUGGAGCAUCAGUGCGCUGCCUUAAUCAGCUGGCUGGUUUCCCAGAUGAGCGGAGCUGGCCUAUUUUUCCAAAGAACAGGGCGCAGGCGGCAAGCCAAAGACAUAUUGUACAGUGUCAUUUGCAACGGCCCCGACCUGUGGAAAGAAUGUCCGAACAAGAAGCGCUUCGGCAGCUUCUGGCAAAAAGGGCUGGUUACGGAGACAGCCCAGGAAGUCUCGCAAGGGCAGCAGAGGCCCGUGUCUCUGGGGCAAAUCUUGCCCAAGGAAGAUGCGGAGAGGCUGAAGGAUUUUGAAGAAAAGAUGCUUCUUUCUCCAGAGGAGAGGGCGGCAGUGAUCGAACGGGGUUUUUCCGAUGAGUGCUUCUUGGAUCCUGUGUUGCAGCACAACGUCAGGGAGUACCAUCGCUUCAUUGCCGAGCUGUAUGCCUGCAACCUGCUUCAUUUCACUUGCAGCCCAAAAGUACAGAUAGGAGCUUUCGCAGUUACAAAGAAAAACGGCAAACAGAGGCUUAUCAUUGACGCAAGACGUACAAACAGACUCUUUCGCACACCACCCUCAACAUUGCUCGGGUCUGUGGACACAUGGACUCGCCUGGAGGUGCCACGGGAUGCAGACGUGUUUGUUGCUCAAGAGGAUGUGAAAGACUACUUUUAUCGUCUGGGCAUACCUUUGGCAUUAGGUGAGUUUUUCAGCUUGCCGGCGAUUGACCCGCAGGUCUUGAUGGAGAUCAUGGGCACAAUUCCGCAGGAAGUAGCAGAGCUGUUGGACACACAUGAGGCCCACACUUACCUGGCAAACCAAGCUCUCCCGCAGGUGAAGCUCUUGCGCGAUCGUUCGGUGGCUCCUCGUUUACAAUCUUCAGGUGGAGACGGGUUGACAGCUAUGCUCAUCUAUGCUGACAAUAACAAUCAUGUGGGAAUUGACCGGGAUGCAGUGCAGUCGGACCAGGAUUUAGUCAUGGAAAUAUUGCACAAGUGCGGUCUUGCCACACAUGACGUGGAGGCACCAAGCAGCCUCGCCGAGAGCCUUGGGGUUCGCAUCGAUGGCCUCAGCGGGACUGUGGGGCCCACUCCCAAGAGGGAUUGGCGCUUGGAUCGAGCCUUAGGUGCCUGCAAUGGUCGGGUUAAGUUAUCCGGAAAGGAGCUGCAAGUCAUUGUGGGGCACAUUACAGUUCGUGCACUCUUGCAUCGGGGUCUCAUGGGGAUCAUGCGACACUGCUAUGCCUUCAUUGAGCAGAACUAUGAGGUUCGCACAGCUUUGUGGGGGAGCGUGAGGCAGGAGCUUUACAUGUUUCGACACCUCAUGUCACUGGGGCAAGGGAGCAUCAAACAAGAGUGGGGCCCCACCAUGUAUUGCACCGACGCCUGUUUGAGUGGUUAUGCGGUGAUGUCGAGCGUGCAGGGGGAGGCGACUGUGAGAGAGAUCGGCCGAAACGAUGAGAGGUGGCGCUUCCGGCUGGGCGAGGGCUACGUAAACGCACCGAGGCGCCAGGCCCUUGACACCGCUGGAGUGUUCUCGGAUCCUCUCACAGUCCUUCCAGAAGUAGAUGGUGAAGUGCCUCGACCCGUGGAGGUGUCACCCCUUUUUCCCGAUGUAUUGCCCGAGGUCAUGGACGCCAGUCGAUGGUCGAGAACAUGGUGCACACCCAUCCAGCACCAGGAGCCCGUGCAUAUGGUUGAAGCUAGGAGCAUUCUCGGCGCUGUCAAGCAUAUCGUCAGGGACAGCCGCACACAUGGCCAGAAGCACGUGAUCCUAAAUGAUAACAUGGGGGUUGUGUUGGCUAUGCAGAAGGGCAGGACCCGAGUGCAUGUAAGAUGGAUACCCUCAGAGAUGAAUGUGGCUGAUAAGGAGUUUUUGGUUCUUCGGAUUUUCGUUUUCCUUCCCGAUGCCAUGUCACGACCGGGGACUGCAAAGCGAAAGGUGGAUGUGCUCACCAGAGAAGAGGUCAGGGCGACCAACCAGCGACUCCAGAAGGGGGGUCGCAACACGACCCCGCCACGGUCGGGAUCAUCGCUGAGACCUUCGCCGAUGAGGGAGAUGCGCAGCCACCCGAAGCUGAAUCUGAAGGACUUGGUAGCCACACACAAGAAGAGGAAGGAGAAAGCCGUGCAGAGGAGGCGGAAGUACGAGAUGCGUCUGAGAGCCACUCGCGGGGAACAGGGGCUGCUGGAGAUGCAUUCCAUAAAGGAGCCCCAGCGGCGCGACUACUUGCAGAAGUUGGACGGUUUUUACAGCUUCAUCGUCCAGUACGAGAUCCCGACCUCCACCGAGGGACAGUUGGACGCAGCCUUGUGCGAGUACGCAGACCUGCUGUACCUGGACGGGUACGGGAGCAACUACGGGGAGAAGCUCAUGGCGGCGAUCGAGUACACCCGGCCGGAGUUCGCUCGCGCCGGCACCUUGCACCUGCCACGUUUCAGGCGGUCUCUGAAAGGUUGGAGGCGUUUGGCGCCCAGUCAGGUGAGGAUGCCAAUGCUCGAGUUCCUGAAGUCCGCCGUAAGUGGUUUGAUGCUUGUCAUGGGAAAGAAGGAGAUGGCUUUGUACAACGAGGUCACUUUCUCGACCUACGCUCGCCCAGGAGAGAUGCUCCGCGUGGGAGCCAUGGACGUGGUGAUGCCCACAAGGGAGCAGGAGCAUGCAAUCAUCGUCUUGGGCCCCAUGGAGAGGGGAGAAUCCUCGAAGGCAGGGGUUUUCGACGAGGUCCUCAUCUUGGACGAUGUGAGGGCCCCUUUCAUUCCAGCACUUCUGAACCAUCUGGCCCGUCAGAGGACAAAGGCAGAUGGGGAGGAGGCGAGCUUGUGGACGUUCAGCGCCAAGGACUACCUCACUGUGUGGAGAACGUGUGUAUCCACAUUGGGGAUCGAGAGUUUGGCGAUAAGAGUUGGUGAAUGCGCUAGAGCUUUCGCAAACCAAGGGGGCACAGCCGCUGUGAUCGACUUGGAGACGAGCAUAGAAAAUGACCUCAGAGAGGGAAACCAGGAUCAGGACUGCCUGAACCACUGCGCGGAGCUCAGGGUCGAAGUCUUUUCGGUUUACCUCAUCUUUGCG